Messenger RNA from Olea europaea var. sylvestris, 2964 nucleotides. Its product is annotated as pentatricopeptide repeat-containing protein At4g35130, chloroplastic. The transcript has a single exon. Gene Ontology annotation, biological process: RNA modification. NCBI's taxonomy places the organism in Eukaryota, Viridiplantae, Streptophyta, Magnoliopsida, Lamiales, Oleaceae. The record is from RefSeq and is a predicted model, not a curated record. Bases 99 to 2510 code for a protein of 803 amino acids. Gene Ontology annotation, molecular function: RNA binding; protein binding; zinc ion binding.
AUGAAAUUUUGAAGUCGAGAUGAAGCCCUCGUCUGUUCUGUACACUCGCAAAAUCGUCUCGAUUUCCGAAGUCAACCUGUCUGCUGGUGAUUGAGAAAAUGGCCUUAUUUAUUAGUUUUCACGUCCAUAUCAAACCUAUAACUCACCAUUAUGUCUCGCCGAAAGCUUCAUACACAAUUCAAAACCAUGAACCCAUAAUCAAGAACCAAAAUUUGAAGUCAGCUACCAGUGUGAAAAGAAGACGAGCAAAACGAAUCAAUACAUUAGUUGAGAACGGGAAUAUCUCGUCGACAAGAAGGCUGUUAUCUUAUGUGGAGUCGGGGUGUUUAGAAGAUGCGCUCCAUGUGUUUGAGAAUAUGGGUGACUCAAGUACUUUCAUAUGGAACGUGAUAAUAAGGGGACUGGCCAAUAACGGGUUCUUUCAAGAAGCUAUUUAUUAUUAUCACCGUAUGCAGUUUGAAGACGUAGAAGCCGAUUGUUUUACUUUUCCAUCUGUAGUCAAGGCGUGUACUGCUGCUUUUGCCGCGGUGGAGGGACAAAAAGUUCACUCGAGGAUAAUUAAGCUUGGUUUGGACAGUGAUAUUUACAUCUGCAAUACUCUUAUAUUGAUGUAUGCAAAAGUCGGAUGUGUAAAGGAUUCUGAUGAAAUAUUUGAAGGUAUGCCUGUAAAGGAUUUAGUUUCUUGGAAUUCUAUGAUCAGUGGGUAUGUUUCAGCUGGCGAUGGUCGGAGCUCCUUGUCAUGUUUCAGUAAAAUGCAGGCAGAUGGAUUACAACCUGACAGGUUUAGCAUUAUUAGUGCUUUGGGUGCUUGUGCUCUUGGGCAUUUUUUGUUAAGUGGAAGGGAAAUCCACUGCCAAGUGAUUAGGAGACGGUUUCAAUUAGAUUUAAUGAUAGGGACUUCACUUAUUGACAUGUACGGAAAAUGCGGUCUGGUGGAUUACGCUGAAGGGGUAUGUAAUACCAUUUCUCAAAAGAACGUGGUGGUUUGGAAUGCAAUGAUAAGUGCAUAUGCCUUGAAUGAUAAAUCAUUCAAGUCAUUUACUUGUAUGAGGGAAAUGCAAGAGAGUGGCAAUUUGAAUCCUGAUGUUGUCACAUUGAUAAACUUGCUCCCCUCUUGUGCAAAACUGGAAGCUCUUGUGCAGGGAAAAGCCAUCCAUGGUUAUGCCAUUCGAAAAGGAUUUUUUCCUCAUUUAGUAUUAGAGACUGCUUUAGUUGACAUGUAUGGUAAGUGUGCGAGGCUGAAAUUGGCUGAAGGUAUGUUUUUCUACAUGAAGGAAAGAAAUUUAAUAUCAUGGAAUGCCAUGAUUGCUGCUUAUGUGCAGAAUGGCUAUGCCAGGAAAGCCUUGGAAAUGUUUGAAGAUAUGUGGAACGAAAAUUUUAUCCCAGAUGAGAUGACAUUUGCUAGUAUCCUGCCAGCAUAUGCUGAAAAAGCCUUGCUAAAAGAAGGGAUGCAAAUUCACAGCUAUAUAUGUAAAUUGGGUUUUGCUUCUAGUACAUUCAUCUCCAAUGCAAUUAUGUACAUGUAUGCAAAAUGUGGGGAUCUUCAGACUGCAAAAGAAAUCUUCGAUAGUAUGUUGUUUAAGGAUCUUAUUUCAUGGAACACAAUAAUAUUAGCUUACGCCAUCCAUGGGUUUGGAGCAUCUUCCAUUAGAUUGUUCUCUAAGAUGAGGGAAGAGGGUAUUGAACCGAAUGGAAGCACAUUUGUUUCCCUUUUAUCAUCCUGCAGCAUUUCUGGGAUGGAGGAAGAAGGUUGGGAAUAUUUUAAUUCGAUGAAAAGGGAUUAUGGAAUCGAUCCUGGAAUAGAGCACUAUGGCUGUAUGCUUGAUCUACUAGGCCGUGCUGGUAAUCUUGACUUAGCUAAACGCUUUAUAGAUGAAAUGCCUAUAACACCAACUGCCCGGAUCUGGGGAUCUUUGCUGGUUGCGAGUAGACAUCAUAGAAACAUAGAACUAGCUGAGCUAGCUAGAAACCAUGUGUUGUCAUUGAAUCAUGAUAAUACUGGAUGCCAUGUCUUGCUCUCGAACAUGUAUGCUGAAGUCGGCAGAUGGGAAGACGUAGAACGGGUUAGAUGUUGGAUGAAAAACCAAAGAUUAGAAAAAACCGUUGGAUGCAGCAUAGUUGAGUACAAUAGUAAGACAUACCGGUUCACCAAUCACGAUAAAUCACAAAUUAAGAGUAACAUGAUUUAUGAAGUUCUUGAUAUGAUUUCGAGGAAAAUAGGGGAAUAUCAGUGUGGCCCUGACGUCACUAAGUUCAAGACAGUAGAUUUGUUGAAGAAAAGGGAUAACGCUCCUUUCUGCCACAGUGUGAGAUUAGCUAUUUCAUUUGGCUUGAUCUCCACAUCGGUUGGGAACCCUGUGCUAGUUAGAAAGAACAUUACGGUAUGUGAAGAUUGCCAUAGUGCUGCAAAAAAGAUUUCAGAGAUAACUAACAGAGAGAUUGUAGUAGGAGACUCAAAAAUAUAUCACCAUUUCAGGGAUGGGAAUUGUUCGUGUAGAGAUUAUUGGUGAAUAAAUUGUUUGAAGGACAAGAAUACUUGUAAAAUAAUUAGCUUGAGAUUUCAGGAUUCAGCAGGUAUCACUGGAAUCAUCUUCAUGCUCCUCAAGUUGUACCAAUAUGGUCAAAUUGAAAAGGUGAGUCGGCUAAUGCUUACUGCUAAACGAUUGGGAGUUCUAUUAGAUUGUCAACGAAGUUGGAAUUCGAGUAAACAGAAGAGGAGAAAGGUAUGUUGUGCAUCUUGAUUUUGUUAAAAGAAAGACACGGUAACUAUUUACAGGUUCAUUGAUAUCAUAUUGGACCUGUAUGGACUAUUUUAGUGGGAGCCUGAGAAAAUGUUUAGGAUAAAAAUGUGGUAGUUACACGAGUGAUAAUAAAUUAAGCUCAACAUCGCAAAUUUUGUUCAAGAUGUUUUCAAGUUGGGUUUUGUGCUCAUAUAAUAUAUUCUUGCUAUAGUAAAAUAGAAAA